This is a messenger RNA of Motacilla alba alba, 4193 nucleotides long. Its product is annotated as exocyst complex component 3-like protein 2. Gene Ontology annotation, molecular function: SNARE binding. The coding region runs from base 169 to 2139 and encodes 656 amino acids. NCBI's taxonomy places the organism in Eukaryota, Metazoa, Chordata, Aves, Passeriformes, Motacillidae. Gene Ontology annotation, biological process: exocytosis; exocyst localization. Gene Ontology annotation, cellular component: exocyst. The transcript is spliced from 12 exons. The record is from RefSeq and is a predicted model, not a curated record.
CAAAGGCAGCUGAAGCCUGCAGCUACGCAGAAAAAAAAAAAUAAAUCAGAAGAAGAGAGAACUUCCCUGGGAGAUCGACACUAAGAUUACUUUGCAUAGAACUGUUUCUCAUGUUUUCUUCUGAUAGUAUUCCCAGUUGGACAGAAAGCACCUGAAUCUGCUUGGAUCAUGCAGAAGAGAAAGCAUUCCUGGGCAGCCUUUGUGGGAGGAGGCAACAGGAAGGGGGAGAAAAUGGCUGGGGAAAAUGCAAGAAUACUGCCCAAGGCCACACAUGAGGAGAGAAAGAAGCAGGAGGCAAAAAGGAAAGGGAAAUUGAAAACCUUGGCAGGCAAAUUGCUGAAGACUGUGGUUGGUGGGAAGGAAAUGGUGGAGAAGGCUGGUGCUGAGGAUGUGGCAGGGAAUUUGCUGAAGAGGCCAAGCGGUAGGAAAGGAGUGGAGAGAGGGACGCCUGCAGAGGAAACCAUCUGCAGAUUAAUUGAGCAAGGAAAAUUUUUGGAAGCUUGUGAUCAAAUUCAUAAUCUGGAGCAUUCUGGAAAUGAUGGUAUGGGAAAGUCUGAAUUACUUUAUGCACUGCUGGCUGAACGAAUGUGGACUGUGGUGGGAGAAGCACUCAGUGGAAAUGAUAGGAUGCUCCUGGAGCCAUUGCAGUCAGUGGGGGAAUCACUGAAGUGGGAGAAGCAGAAGGAAGCAGAGCGGCUUGGCAACGGCCUAGAGACAGAUUCUGUUUCCACCUGGAGCCCAAACUUCUGGAGAAAAGAUCUGGAGGAAAAGCUAAUGCAGUACAUGACCGCCCAGAUUCCCCCGUUUGCUUCCUCUACCAACACAGAUGAGACUGCACUAAUCCAGCACCUGAGUCACCUGGAAAGGACGUUUCUCCCCAGCCUGGAGCACAGAAGUGAUGUCUUCAAGGAAGCAGGACUGCUCGUCACCUAUGCCCGCUGCUGUCAUGCCUCUUUGUGUUCCCACCUUGCCACACUUACUGACAGUAACUGUUUCAGCUUCAGCCAAAGCCUUUUAAUUUAUGGAUGGAGCAUUAAAAUGUACGAAAGAGGCAGCCAGGCAUGUGAGAGACCCGGGCACAGCCCCCAGCACAGCCUUUCCCUUGGUGCACAGUGCCUCGUGUGGAUUCUUUUGAAGACUGAGGAAAAGUUACUUGCAAUUGCACGGAAGGAAGUGGGGAAAACGCUGAAAGAAGCCUUUGAUAUUGGGAAACCCCCCUGUGCAGACGCUGCAGUCAUUGAGAUUCUAACAGAGAAGACAGAGGCUGCCAGGCGAAUCAGCGAGAGCCUGAGUGAGAAGGUGGAAGCUGAGUGCCUGGAGGAGUGCCUGAGGUUCCUGGAGAGCUAUGAAGAUGAAGUAAGAAGUUUCAUCCAGCUUGAUGGCUGCCUGCAGAUCUGCAGCAGCUUACGAAUCCUGGAGAAUUGCUGCCUUCUCAGAACUGUCUGGCAUAAGCUGACAUACAUUUGCAGUGUCAGCACUGACCAGAAUGUUAAGGUAAAUGGAUUUCUACACAGGAUGGAAGAUGACAUUAUGGAGCAUUUUCUGCAGACCAUCACUAUGAAACUCAAGGGAACACUGAAGGACCACUUCAAAAAGUGUGAUAGUGGUUUUGACCACAUCCUUGAGUCCUUAAAGCAAAACUUUUUGACCUUUGGGAAGAAAAAAACAGAUAUAUAUGAGGCCCUCGUCAAGGCUGUCAAUGCCAUCAUUAUUACAGAAUACAUGCAGGCCCUCCUGACCACUCCCAGGAAACCAUCUGCUAUGCAGAGGAGGAGGAUUGUCAACAAGAUAGAAGAAGAUCAUAGGAUGAUGCAAACCAUCUUUAAAGAGUGCUUAGGUCCUGCAGCUGGUUCUCUCAAGGAUCCCAUAAAAGCAAUUUUAGAGCUUGUUCAAACUUCUGAUCCUGAGGGGAUGAAAAUAGCACUUCUGCCCAUUCUAAAAGAAUUUCCUGACCUCAGGAAGGAACAUCUGAGUGCAGUGCUGGACAUCAAAAAUUCGCUCAGCCGAGAAGACAGAGCUGCUCUCUUGAAGGCAUUUCAUGAUAAUUGCAGGGAAUCAGAAACAGAAGCAAACUUGCUUUUUGCAGAUAUAGAAGUAAAACCUAGAAAAUGCGGAAUCUGUGGCUGCCUCUGCUGUUAGCAAAGGCCUGCUGGGAGAAACAUGAGGCCUUGCUCUGCUGUGCCAGCGUCUGCAACCACAACUCCUUGAAAGCUUCUCAUGCAGAUGGAUGCAUGGAGAAGCCUUUCAGCCACGGAAGAAAAAAUUUCUGCGCUUUUGCAGGAAAACCAUGAGGCUCAAAUCCUAAUCUUAAAUGUAAAGUCCAGGAGGAAGAUGAAUGAGAUAUGGUUGAAAGACAUUUCUUCCAAAUUUCCUAGAGAUUGCCAUUCAGCUAAGUCCUGGUGGUUAUUCCCAGGAUGUGGCAAGUGUGGAGGAGGGUUUCCCCUCACUGAAUUCCUCUCUGAAUUCCUCCUUUGUUCCAUGAAAUCUCCAAUGAAACCAGGGACUGCUGCACCACAUGGUGUCCCAGCACGGCAACUUCCCGAGGGAUCCAAGACCUCUGUUAGGGAAUAUUGCCUGGCUGAUUGUGCUGGCAAUGCCUGCAGGUCUGGGCACCUCAGUUUACUCCCCAAAGCCUGGCCUGCACCACGAAGGUGCAGACAGAGCUGCCUCUUCCCUCUCUUGUGAAGGCUGUGACCUUCUUUUGGGGCAGCCUGCCAUGGUGAGGUGUGGGACGGGGAGCUCUUCCUGUAUGAGUUUUACAGCUGGCUCAGGAGCAUAGUCUUGCAUUAAUUUUUAUACCUCAGUUACUGGAAAUUUCCUCUUGGAGAGAGAGGAGAAAACCUCAUGGGAAGCAGGCAGUAAAAGGAGCUGUUUGUCCCAGCCUCUGGGCAAGGUCUCUGCUAGUUUUCAGAUGUAAAUAGGCAGUUCUGAAGGAAAAACACUGAUUUUUCUUCCUGGUUAUCUAUGGACUGGUCACAGGCCACAAGCGGGAUGUGCUUCAAGGCCCUCCUUUGGUAUUGUAUGAAUAUAGGCCAUUACUGCUCCCCUUUGACACCACAACCAAGCAAGAAACUCUACCUCAGAUGCACCAGUGCUUUUCUGAGCAGCCAUUCCCCCUCAAGUCUGCUACCCUAACAAGGAGAAGGAAAUUUCUGCAUAACCUGUCAAUGUGUGUAGCAGGGGACAUGUCAUGCCCUGGUACCGUGGGAAAUGCAGACCCAUCUGGGUGCUGCCACAUUCUACAGUGGUGUGCCAUCACCCCAGGGACUCAGGUGCCCCAUCCCAAAGCCCUCAGUGCAGAUGGGGUCCUGUGAGCUGGAAAGGAGCCAGGGCAGAUUUGUAAUUGUCAUUAGCUUUGUUCCUGGUGCUGUGCUGAGUGCAGGGUGAGUGUCUGAGGAGAAGAAACAGGUUGCUUCCAUCUCCAUGGAGUCCUCUGUGUGCUUUCAGGGCACCAGGAGACCUUGGCUCUGUUACACUUCGUCCCUCUUGUCACUGAAGGGCAGUGAGAGCAUCCCAUGGCCUGCCUGGCCUUCCUGACUGCCCGGCUGCUCAAAAGGCCAGUGUUGGUAUCCCUAACAUUUCAUAGCCAUCCAUUGUGGCUUCAGUGAGACCUUCUGUGGGAUAUGGGAAGGCUGGGGAAUCUGGGGGAGCUGCAACCUGGCUGGGUGGGCAUGGGUUGGGCUGUGGGGCUGGAUGAGCACCUGCUUUCUGAAGGUUGUCAGCCCUGCCAGGCACUGUGGGCCAGCCACCCUCCCCUCCUGCUGAAUUGCACAUUUUUGCAAGGAUGGGAAGGGAUGUCAGACCUGGAUGACAGACCCUAUUGUGAUGGCAAGGUCAGGGUCAGCCUCUGCCAAUGGGGAUUUCAAGCAACAAGCCUUCUAGAGAAAAUAAAUAAAACCCUCCCUGACAUUUCCAUCACUGUUGGGCUAAAAAUAAUCCUUCAGCAUGUGGACAGCUCUGGCCAUGCACAUGUCAAUGCCGAUGUCUGUCUGUGCUGUUUGACAUCUUCAGCCAGCCAAGGGUGUGUUCUGCUUAGAAUCAGCAGCUGGGAGCCCUGAGGGGCACCAGGCUUGCCAUUGCUGUGUGCAGAUCAAUGAGGUUUUGUAGCAGCAAGUUUUUGCACCAUGUGUGAAACAUCCACUCAUGGAGAGACCAAAUAAAGACUUGAGUUUGUCCAUGAUGUUUAAUGACAU